AACAAAAGAAAAUGAAAGAAGUCAUUGUUUAUUUUUCGAUGGUACCUGAGAUGCAAAAUGACCGAAAACCCACUCUCUUGCUACCAUUUGGAGCCUCUUUUUUGGCUUCUUCAAACAUCUUUGCAGCCAAAGCCAAGGCUCCAUAGCACCAGCAGAGCGAAAAUCGAAGAAACCCUGCAACUUUUAUUCCGAAUCACUCUUAGCGAACACUAAACUCAUACAAACUCCACAAAACGCCAAGGUAAGAAACUCUACCAUAAGCUCUCUCAUGGUAUUCAUAUCUUAAUACCGAGCUUAUUAAACUAUGGCAUUUCUUAUCUAAAAAAAGAACGGACAUCUCGAUUAAUCACCUCACUUUUCGCCAAACUAGCCAUGCCCCAUUUGCAUAAACUUAGACUAACAUCUAUUCUCAAAUGGGUUUCUUUAAAUUUCUUUGUUAGCCAAAAAACCCCAUUAUGGCAUAUGGCGUCUAUUUUGUGCAUUGCAAAGAAUUAUAGGUUUUAUGGUAGAAAAAGAAUAGUUCUCACUGAAAAUUCUGACAAUUUAGAUAAAAAUUUGUUGGAUAACAGCCAUUGCUUUGGCAAUAUAUCUCGUGCCACUAGAAAAAGAGCUCAGGCUGCAUUGUUAGAGUAUUUGCAUCUCACUAGAAGUAUUCCAUUUACGGAUGCAGAGAAUAUGAGUGUAAAUUCACCUCAUUUUCUUGGAAAGCUAUUACAAAAAGUUGAUAUUGAGACAGAUAUUGGGGAGUCUGUUGCCCGUUUCUUGCGGUAUCACCCCAUUAAUGAGUUUGAGCCUUUCUUUGAGAGUCUUGGUUUAAAACCUUAUGAGUAUAUUCCUUUACUUCCACGUGAUAUGAUGUUCUUAAGUGAUGAUGAAUUGUUGCUAGACAAUUAUUAUGUUUUGUGUAAUUAUGGAAUUCCAAGAAAUAAGAUAGGAAGGAUUUAUAAAGAAGCAACAGAAAUUUUCCGGUAUGAUUAUGGUGUAUUGGCAUUUAAACUUCAAGCUUAUGAACAACUGGGAAUCAGCCAGUCAUUUACUGGUAGGGUGGUUGCUUGUAGCCCUUACCUUUUGAUUGGAGAUGUGAAUGUAGAGUUUAUGAAGGUAUUGAAUAUGUUGAGAAAAGGAAGACUUGAGUUCAGUUGGAUUGAGGAGCAUUUGUCAGAGAACAGUUAUAACUGGAGCCGGAUGCUAUCAAUUCUGAACUUGUUUAGGUGUUCAGGUUACAGUGAAGAGCAGUUACAUAGCCUGAUAAGCCGGCAUCCAAUGAUUCUAUUUGAGGGCUCAGGUGAUAAAACACUAUGCCUGAUUGUGUUUCUGUUCAAAUUUGGAUACUCAAUGAACCAGAUAUGUUCCAUAUUUCCACAGUUCUCAAACAUGCAAGUUGGGGAAUUUGUUUCAAAUUUGAGGAAAUGCUUUCUGUUCUUGACAGAGAUCCAGAUGGAGGAGAAUGAGAUUGGAAAGAUUGUCCGUUCUUACCCUCUAUUGCUGGGCUCAUGUACAUUAAAGAGAGCCAAUACUGUAGUUGUUACUUUGAAUGUUGGGAAAAGGAGGCUUUGUAAGAUCAUUCAGGAUAACCCACAAGAAAUGAAGAAAUGGGUGAUUGGAUCAAAAAUUGAAAGAUUAUCGAACAUAGGGGAGCAACUAAAAUCGAAAAUGCUGAAGGCUAAAUUCUUGUUGGAUGUGGGAUUGGUAGAUAACCCAAGCAAAUUGGAAAAUGCACUGAAGGUUGUUCGGGGCCGAGGAACAGAACUCCAAGAGAGAUUUGAUUGCAUCAUGAGAGCUGGUUUGGACAGAAAGGAUGUUUGUAGAAUGGUUAAAGUGUCCCCUCAAAUCCUUAACCAGAAAAAGGAAGUUCUUGAAGAGAAGAUUGAUUUUCUUGUAAAUGGCCUGGGUUAUCCCAUAUCGGAAAUGAUCAGAUUCCCAGAAUAUCUUAACUAUACUACACAAAGGGUCAAGCUUCGGUUAGAAAUGUAUAAGUGGCUCAAAGCGCAAGGAACUGGUCCCCUACUUUCCAUGAGCACAGUAAUUGCAUGCACAGAAGAUUAUUUUGUCAGACAACAUGUAGAGCGACAUCCUCAAGGCCUUAAAGUGUGGCAGAAAUUGAAAGAAAAAAAUUCACUCUAUUAAUGAACUCGUACAGUCAUUAGUUCUACCUUCUUGAUGGAAAACGUGUGGAAAUGUUUGAAUCUGUUACUUCUCUAAAUGUUGACAACCACUUAUUCAUCAUUGUAUAUUGAAGCCAAUUUUGCGAGGCUGGCAGGUAGAAGGUUGAGCUUAUGAAGCAAAAGAGACCCAACACUGGUACUAAUGAACAACGUGAAUAACUUGUUUUCUAGGAAAAUAUUCUCUGGAAAACAAACAGAGCUACAAUUACCAGAAUUCUCCAUCUUGCCUCUUAGAUACAGAGAGUCAUAAUUAGGCGACAUAAGAAUGAAGUAAAUAUUAAUUCUCAAAAUGGUUAUGUAUAAAUUAAAUGUACUUUGUAUACCUCAGUAGUAAUUACUUAUCAUAAUCAGAUGGCUGUAUUCAUGAACUUAGCCAGGCAACCAUAUGCUUCGACCUCCAUUGAAGGCUGCACUAUUUGUUGAAGAUAAAAGUGCAGACCCGCGCUAUUAACUUGUAAAUCCCAGAUGAUUAUGGAAGGAGAGUGCACUUAUCCGGUGGAACAUAAGAUAAUUCCUCCUAUGCACCUCAGCACUCGUUCCAUUUUGUAAGUUCCUGCUUUUUUUCUGGUUAUACUAUAGACUAGCAGGCAUUAAACAUGUUUUCCUAA
Molecule: messenger RNA, 2773 nt
Organism: Jatropha curcas
Lineage: Eukaryota; Viridiplantae; Streptophyta; Magnoliopsida; Malpighiales; Euphorbiaceae
Product: transcription termination factor MTEF18, mitochondrial
Biological process (GO): regulation of DNA-templated transcription
Molecular function (GO): double-stranded DNA binding
Source: RefSeq, a predicted model, not a curated record